AUGAGCGACUGCUUGAAGCCCAUAGUCGCUCCAGAUAGUCUCGUGAUUUUACUGAAAAAAGCAGCAGUGCCUCCCACCGCUCUACUAAGCUUCUGGGGCGCUCACAGCAGCGUACAUCGUACGACGUGGACGGAGGUGUAUAAUGUUCGCGGCUCUUCCGAAUCUGUCUAUUUCGGACACAUCACCGGCAGGACUCCAAUCCAAUGCAAUUACAUCAAGAAUAAUAUGGAUAACCCUAUCGCUAUCACACUCGAACGCGAGGUAUUUCUGUCGCUCGAGAUUCAAAUGUCUUCAAUCAUCGUAGAGACAGUCACCUAUGGUCUAUAUGUCGGUAUCUUCAUGCUAUCAACAUACUCUAUCGUCUCUCAUUGGGGCCUUUCUGUGCUAUACACCAUUCUGGACGUUCGAAUUCAAAGCUACAGGCUCAUAGAAGCCAAUCCAACAUAUCCUUCCUCCCUGCUUUACACGCAAAUCAUUCAAGCAUAUCUGUCGUUUAUAAUGUACAUUAUGAACGAUGCAGUUGUAUUGUGGAGGGCGUGGUUAUUAUGCGGACGGACUGGCAGAAAGGCGAUUUAUAUUGUGAGCGCGUUGACGCUGGCCGUUGAAAUUGGCCUUUCAGUCUCCAGUAUAGUUAUGUUACCUCCAAACCGGGACUCUUUACUGCAGCAGAUGACAGUAAACGGGAGCCCAGAAGAGCUCGGCCUUGUAAUCAUUCUAUUUUUCUAUGUUGUACCCUCGAUGACAUUUUCUCGGCCGACAGGCAGCAUCGUUAUAUGCCUGACGCUCUUCCUGGCAAGAACAAUAAACUCAAACGUCAACCAUGAUCCUUUUUCAUGGGUAGAAGUAUUCUACACAGACUGGAAACUCGUCAUGAACCAAAUCACGGGUAUAUAUCCCACGCUCAUCGUCGUCCUAGUCUGCAUGAAAAAGACGUUCCACGAAAAUGUAUCAGCUUCCCCGGUCAACGUAUGGACGCCAAGCCGAAUAGAAGAUAAGGUCGUGAUACCUGGUGCCGACCCUAGGCCUCAACAUCGACCUCUUGCUGAGGCGAACUCUCCGUCGAUUUUUGUGGUCGAGGGCGACGAGCUGUACUACCAGAAUUGUACAACUGGCAUCGGAGUCCGCGAACUGUACACGUACUUGCGGACCUUGUUCUCCUCUCCGAGUAGUGGCCAAAACAAUCUUGGUUACGCCACCUUUGAGGGCCACACGGCUUCAAACGAAAACUUGUUACAGCCGGUCAUCGUAAAUACAAAACAGCAAUGA
Messenger RNA from Stereum hirsutum FP-91666 SS1, 1266 nucleotides. RefSeq lists its product as uncharacterized. The transcript has 13 exons. Bases 1 to 1266 code for a protein of 421 amino acids. The record is from RefSeq and is a predicted model, not a curated record. NCBI's taxonomy places the organism in Eukaryota, Fungi, Basidiomycota, Agaricomycetes, Russulales, Stereaceae.